Syngnathus typhle (broad-nosed pipefish) is the source of this 2345-nucleotide messenger RNA. RefSeq names its product RasGEF domain family, member 1Ba (gene rasgef1ba). Gene Ontology annotation, cellular component: plasma membrane. Bases 259 to 1782 code for a protein of 507 amino acids. Gene Ontology annotation, biological process: positive regulation of GTPase activity; Ras protein signal transduction. The record is from RefSeq and is a predicted model, not a curated record. Gene Ontology annotation, molecular function: guanyl-nucleotide exchange factor activity. The transcript is spliced from 15 exons. Lineage: Eukaryota; Metazoa; Chordata; Actinopteri; Syngnathiformes; Syngnathidae.
GCAGAGGCGUGCCGCUCCCUUUCCGCGUCCUCCCCGACGUGUUGCUCCUCUUCCGCCGCGUGGUCGUCACCUUCGUGUUGGCUCAUCGCGAAGCUCGUCGCGCCCCUGCUCUGUUUGCAAACAAACAGAUCUAACAGUCAGUGAAUGAAGCCGCAGUGGCGCCCCCUGGAGCGUGGAAGCUUGACGGGAUCUUACAGAUCUGCCACCUGGGUGUGUCGCCCAUGGCCCCGCCCCCAACCACCGCGGAGGAUUUGACAGAUGCUCUUCAUCCAUCAUCGCAUUAUUGCGCUUGCUGGUCUCUCUCUCUCAAACUCCGCAAUGGCAAAGUUCCUGACCAAAGUCCUGGGAUGUGCGCUUCCUGUGCGGAAGGACAACAAGAGCAUGCCUCAGACACCGCACAGCGCCGGAGGCUACAAAAAAAACUUUUACCAGGCCCAGGAGGAGGCCUAUUCUGGACUCUCCGACCAUGACAACAACCUGGAGUCCGGAUCCUUGGACGCCCUCAUACGGCACCUGCUCCCCACUGUUGACUAUUAUCCGGAUAGGACGUAUAUCUUCACAUUCCUGCUGAGUUUUCGCCUCUUCAUCCACCCGUAUGAGCUCAUGUCCAAAGUGUGCCACCUGUGCGUGGAACAGCAACGACUCGGCGACCCCCAAGCCGAUAAGAUACGACUCCGAAAGAUCGCUCCAAAGAUCCUGCAGCUGUUAACGGAGUGGACGGAAACUUUCCCUUACGACUUCCGGGAUGAGCGGACAAUGCGUGGCUUGAAGGAGCUGACGCAUCGGCUCUCCACUGGAGAUGAGAUUUACAGGAAGGCGACGAGUCAGCUGAGCCAAGGCUUGAUCCGGAGGCUGGCGGUUCUCAGCCAAUACGAGGAAGCGCUGGUCAAGAUCAACGCGGUGGCGGCCGAGCGCCUCGGCAUCCUCAAGGCUAAACCCCAGGCCGCCAUUCACAGGGACAUCAUGUCCAUCUGCAACGACCCCUUCACUCUGGCCCAGCAGCUGACCCACAUAGAACUGGAGAGACUCAGCUACAUUGGCCCCGAGGAGUUUGUCCAGGCAUUCGUCCAGAAAGCUCCGGUGGACAACGGCAAGAGCCUCUUUAGCGAGCACAAGGCGGCGGCCAACCUGGAGGCCUAUGUGGACUGGUUCAACAGGCUCAGCUACCUGGUGGCCACCGAGAUCUGCAGGCCCAUAAAGAAGAAACAGCGAGCCCAGGUGGUGGAAUUCUUCAUCGAUGUCGCACGCGAAUGCUUCAACAUUGGCAACUUCAACUCCCUCAUGGCCAUCAUUUCCGGGAUGAAUAUGAGUCCCGUGUCCCGCCUGAAGAAGACGUGGAGCAAAGUGAAGACAGCCAAGUUUGACAUCCUGGAGCGCCAGAUGGAUCCUUCCGGCAACUUCUACAACUACAGGACUGCGCUGCGCGGCGCCACCCAGAGGUCCAUCACGGCCAACAGCAGCAGGGAGAAGAUUGUCAUCCCGUUCUUCAGCCUGCUCAUCAAGGACAUCUACUUCCUCAACGAAAGCUGCUCCAACCGGCUGCACAACGGACAUAUCAACUUCCAGAAAUGGUGGGAGCUGGCCAAGCAGGUGAGCGAGUUCAUGAGCUGGAAGGCUGUGCAGUGUCCCUUUGACAAGGAGCGCAAGGUUCUGCACUAUCUGCUCACCGCGCCCGUCUACACCGAAGACGCGUUGUGUCUGGCAUCGUACGAGAGCGAAGGUCCCGACAACAACAUGGAUAAAGACAGAUGGAAGUCGCUCAGAUCCACGCUGCUAAAUUGAGCAUAACCAAAAAGAUGCAAGAUGGCGUCUGGAAAUGAAAAAAAAAAAGGAUCCUCUAACGUCUGCGAGGAAACCACCAAAGUUACUUUUUCCACUAGCGUGGAACUAACUAACUGCAUCUUUUUCCAUCUCUUUGUAAGACAUUUCUAGUCUCCUUUUGUAUACUGUGGGAGCAACUAUAUGCUAGCUGCUGGUUGGCUAGCAUGUGCCAUGCCUCUGAGCUAAAACUAAGGUCAGCUGUUAUUUUUUUGUUUUCAUUUUCAAAAUGCGCUGGCUGCAUUUCAAAGACACCUCGGCUGCUAACUUAGAAUAUUAGCGUUACAACAGAGCGGAUAAGCUACACAUUUUAGCAACUUUAUGCUAAUUGUUAUUGUGGCGUUUCCCCUGCUCAUUCAGUUGCUGACAAAACAUUCUUUGUAUAAUUCAGCUUUUAAUUACGUGUCUGCACUGUGUUGCUAUUGACCUUAUUUAUGAUCUCAAUUGUGAGAGAAUUGAUUUUACGUCUUGUAACCUGUGAAGCUUUUACAUUUGUGAUGUUUUUGUUAAUAAAUGAUCUCCAUGUG